This is a messenger RNA of Phalacrocorax carbo (great cormorant), 6320 nucleotides long. The record is from RefSeq and is a predicted model, not a curated record. Lineage: Eukaryota; Metazoa; Chordata; Aves; Suliformes; Phalacrocoracidae.
CCUCCCGUCACCCCGCAGCCCCUGGAGGCCUCCCGCUCCCCGCGGCCCGGGGGUGGGAAGGGACCGGGGAGGGGCGGGCGGUCCCUGCCCGCGGGGGGGAGCGAAGCGCGGCAGCCCCCUCCCCCGCCUGCCCGCUGGCUGCCGCCUUUCCUCGCCGCUCGGCCGGGCUACGCUGGUGCCGCCGCCGCCGCCACCGCCGCCGCCUCCAUCUUGUACGUGUGUCCCCUGCUCCCCCCCCUUCGCCUCCACACGGCACCGGGAGCGGCGGGGGCGCUGGAGCGAGGGGGGGCCCCCGGGGUGGGUGUGAGGGUGGUGGGGGGCGAUCCGCACCGGGGCCGGAGCGGCGGCGGCGGGAGCGGCGGCAGCGGCAUGAGGAGGAGGCGGCGCUGAGGAGGCGGCGGUAGCCGGAGCGGACAGAGCCGACAUCUUGUGCCCUCCCCUCCCGCCGCCGGCUGGGUGAGCCCGUCCGCCCCAGGGGGGAGGGGAGGGGGAGGCGGAAAGAGAGGGUUUAUAAAAAAAAAAAAAAAAGGGAAAAAAAGGGAAAAAAACCCAACCAAAAAAAAAAAAUCCCCAAAAAGGAGGCGGCAGCAACGGUGGAGACCGCCGCGGCAGCGGCGCGCUGAGGCGGCCAGGGUCUCUGGUCCACAGCGAUGAGGAAGCCUCGGAGGAGGUCCCGGCAGAACUUGGAGGGGAGGCGUUCUCCCUCGCCCUACAGCCUCAAGUGCUCACCGACUCGGGAGACCCUGACGUAUGCUCAGGCCCAGCGGAUCGUGGAGGUAGACAUCGAUGGGCGGCUUCAUCGCAUCAGCAUCUAUGAUCCCUUAAAAAUCAUCACGGAGGAUGAGCUGACUGCCCAGGACAUCACAGAGUGCAACAGCAACAAGGAAAACAGCGAACAGCCCCUUUUCCCUUCCAAAUCUAAGAAAACUCCUUCCAAAGGCAAGAAGAAGGAGUCCUGCUCCAAACAUGCGCCAGGAACAUCUUUACACUUACCCCAGCCCAGCUUCCGCGUGGUGGACUCCUUCAGCCAGCCAGAUGCCCCUCCUCUCCCUGCUGCCUACUACCGGUACAUCGAAAAGCCUCCUGAGGACCUCGAUGUAGAGGUGGAGUAUGACAUGGAUGAGGAAGAUCUGGCAUGGCUGGAAAUGGUCAACGAGAAGAGAAGGGACGAUGGUUAUGGGACAGUUUCUGCUGACACUUUUGAGCUGCUGGUGGACCGGUUGGAAAAGGAGUCAUACCUUGAGAGCCGGAACAACGGGGCUCAGCAGUCCCUCAUCGAUGAGGAUGCCUUCUGCUGCGUCUGCAUGGACGAUGAGUGUCACAACAGCAACGUCAUCCUGUUCUGUGAUAUCUGCAAUCUGGCCGUGCACCAGGAGUGUUACGGUGUGCCCUAUAUCCCCGAGGGGCAGUGGCUUUGCCGCUGCUGCUUACAGUCCCCUUCUCGCCCUGUGGAUUGUGUCCUUUGCCCAAACAAAGGCGGAGCCUUCAAGCAGACCAGCGACGGCCGCUGGGCUCAUGUGGUUUGUGCCAUCUGGAUCCCAGAGGUCUGCUUUGCAAACACUGUGUUCCUGGAGCCCAUCGAAGGGAUAAAUAACAUCCCUCCGGCUCGGUGGAAGCUCACAUGUUAUAUCUGCAAGCAGAAGGGCAUGGGAGCUGCUAUCCAAUGUCACAAGGUGAACUGUUACACUGCCUUCCACGUCACCUGUGCCCAGAGGGCUGGUCUCUUCAUGAAGAUCGAACCCAUGAGGGAGACCAGCAUCAACGGCACGACAUUCACCGUGCGCAAGACUGCCUAUUGUGAGAGUCAUUCCCCACCUGGGAUGGUAAAAAAAGGGUCUCCAGCUGCUAGUGGUGAGGGGCAGGAGGACACUGUGAAGGAGGAGGGAGAGGAAGAAGCCAAUUCUAGCCCUCCCAAAGGGUCUCUGAAAAAGAGCCAAGUGAAAUUGAAGCAGAAGAUCAAAAAGGAGCCUGGUGACGUGACCAACGGGCGUUCAUCUGUGCCCAUGGUGACAGUCACACAAAUCCCCUCUUACAGGCUGAACAAAAUCUGCAGCGGCCUCUCCCUCCAGAGGAAGAACCAGUUCAUGCAGAGGCUCCACAACUACUGGCUGCUGAAGCGGCAGGCGAGGAACGGGGUGCCGCUCAUCCGGCGCUUGCACUCGCACCUCCAGUCCCAGAGGAACGCGGAGCAGAAGGAGCAGGAUGAGAAGACCAGUGCAGUGAAGGAAGAGCUGAAGUACUGGCAAAAGCUGCGGCAUGACUUGGAGCGGGCACGGCUGCUCAUCGAGCUGAUCCGUAAGAGGGAAAAGCUCAAGCGGGAGCAGGUCAAGGUUCAGCAGGCUGCUAUGGAGCUGCAGCUGACCCCUUUCAAUGUACUUCUGCGCACAACGCUGGACCUGCUGCAGGAGAAGGAUGCUGCCCAGAUCUUUGCAGAGCCUGUUAACCUGAACGAGGUUCCAGAUUACCUGGAAUUCAUUUCCAACCCAAUGGAUUUUUCCACCAUGAGGCGGAAGCUGGAGUCCCACCUGUACCGAACAUUGGAUGAGUUUGAGGAAGACUUUAACCUUAUAGUUACCAACUGCAUGAGGUAUAAUGCUAAAGACACGAUUUUCCACCGAGCAGCUGUCCGGCUCAGAGACCUCGGAGGAGCGAUAUUGCGUCAUGCACGGCGGCAGGCUGAAAACAUCGGCUUUGACACUGAUGUGGGGAUUCACCUGCCCGAGUCGCCCAAAACCGAGGACUUUUACCGCUUUUCUUGGGAGGAUGUGGAUAACAUCCUCCUCCCGGAGAACCGGGCUCACCUCUCCUUGGAGGCCCAGCUGAAGGAGCUGCUGGAGAAGCUAGACAUGGUGAGCACCAUGAGGUCCAGCGGCGCCCGGACGCGGCGUAUCCGGCUCCUGAGACGGGAGAUCAACUCCAUUCGGCAGAAGCUGGCCCAGCAGCAGAACAAGACCAUGCCCAACGGGGAGCCUGUGCUGCGGGAAGAGGGGCUGGACAAGACAUCAAGGGAAGGGGACGAAGAAGGGGAGAAAGAUGAUGCCAAGCCCCCGCACCCUCCCACCCUGGAGCCUACAGGACCCGCACCCUCCCUCUCAGAGCUGGACUCUCUGCAGGACCCUCCAACACUCAAACCCAUCAGUGAAAGCAAGUCCUUGAAUCAGCUGCAGAAGAGGGUAAUGUCGGACAAGGAACUCUUCGACAAGAAGGCGCUGCAGCGGGAGAGCCAAGCCUUCCAGCGCCUGCUCAGUGACAACGGCCUGAACGGACUGGCCUUGCCACCCGCAGACACCCCUGCCAGCCCCCCCUUCAGCGGCGUGGGCCGACGGACAUCUGUCCUUUUUAAAAAAGCUAAGAACGGGGUGAAGCUGCAAAGAGGCCUGGACUGCUCCCUGGAGAACGGGGAGGACCACGGGCAGAGCGGGCAGCUUUCGCCCUCCCGCCCCGAUGGGGAACGACAAGGUCGGAAGCGGCCACAGAGCAGGACCUGCAGCGAGAGCGAUGGAGAGAAGUCGCCCAGGCAGGCGGGACAGAGAGGAGUGACUAACGGCUUUGCAAAACAUGUAGAAAGCGGCUCUGACUCUGAAUGCAGCUCUGGCCUGGGCGGUGGACUGGUGUUUGAAGCCUGCAGCGGUUUGAUGCCUCCCAAGCGAAGUCGAGGGAAGCCAGCUCUUUCUCGUGUGCCCUUCUUGGAAGGUGCAAAUGGAGACUCCGAUUACAGCAGCUCAGGCAGGACUCUGCUGAUGUCCUUUGAGAGUCAGGCGGAGCUGGAGCCCUUGGAGCUUGUGUGGGCCAAGUGCCGUGGCUAUCCCUCCUACCCUGCCCUGAUAAUCGAUCCCAAGAUGCCGCGUGAGGGUUUGCUCCACAAUGGAGUCCCCAUCCCAGUCCCACCCAUGGAUGUGUUGAAGUUGGGGGAGCAGAGGCAGACAGAGGCAGGAGAAAAGCUCUUCCUUGUCCUUUUCUUUGACAACAAGAGAACCUGGCAGUGGCUUCCGCGUGACAAAGUCUAUCCCCUCGGCGUGGAUGACACAGUGGACAAGUUAAAGAUGUUGGAGGGACGAAAAACCAGCAUCCGCAAGUCUGUGCAGGUGGCAUACGACCGAGCCAUGAUUCACAUGAGCCGUGUGCGGGGAGAUCAUCCCUUCGUUACGUCCAAUUACCUGUAAGGGGUCAGGGUGGCUGGUCCUCCUUUUCCUCCAGACCCCGUGCUCGCUGUGUCGGCGGAGCGGACCGUCUCGUGCACUGGCCGGCGGGGAAACACCGUUCCCAGCAGCUGUCAGCACUCCUCGAAGUACCCUGAAAUGUGCCAAAAAGCCUGUCCAGCUUCUUUCUGAAUGUGUCUCGCUGAAGAGCUGGCAGGAGAUGAAAUGUAUAGUCUACAGGGCCAGGAGUAAGGUAGUUAGGAAAAGCUGCCAGGUGACGGGAGCCAAGGUGAGCUGAUGCAGUGAGCAGAGCGCAGCACUUAGAUGUUCGGACCUCAUGCGCCCUCCCUCGCCCCUGCCUCCCGUCCCCGAGGAAUUCCCGGGAACCCGUCACCACUGUAACCGAACCAGGAUCCUUUACGGAAAUCCCAAGUGGACUUUCUUGUGCCAAAUUUACCCUAACCAUCAUUGGCCUUUUUAUUUUUUUAAAUGACAUUGAUUGUCCCAUCACAUUAAAACAAGAGCCGUAGCUGGGAGUUUGCGUUACGGUUUUCCUGCCUACGUACGCAGUGUUUCCAUGGUAGGUUUCUUUCAUUGCAUCUAGAAAAGCUUGAGAUAUUUUGGUAACCUUGAGAUAUUUUGGUAACCUUCCUCUCUGCUGCACACACUUACAUGCACAGAUGCACGGAGCUUUAAACGCGAAAAGCAAAUUAGCUGAUUUGUGUGUGUGUGUGUGUUGUGUCCUAGAAAUUGAUUUGGUAGUUUCACAUUUGAAUUCGGAUUUCUGUGACUGUGCUUGUUCCAGUAACAUUUCAUAUCAUGGUUUAGUACAGUACUGAGUCUAAGCAAAGAUAACUUCCUUUUUUUAAGAAGCAAAACUAACUUUGGAGGUGUCUAAUGAGCUGGAGCAGCUUUGCAGGCACUGAGGUUGAUCAGGGUUGGAGGGAGAUACAUCUUUUGUGUUGGUUUAUGCACAUUUGGUGUAAGGCUCCUCUUCCUUUCUUCCCUUUUUUCUGUCUCUCUAACAUUUUCCUCUGAUCGGUGUGGGUUGAAACCAAGCACUAACUAGAGCACACGACCAUUUUGCCUUGCCGCCUUCUCCCACACACACAUAUCCUUUCCCCCGUGUGUGGGUCUCCAGCGUUGUCAUCCAUUAAAACCCAAGUAAACCCAGCUCUGCAGACAAUCCCUGGUUUUUUGGGUUUGCAUUGCAAAAACGGGGACAACCGAUGUUUGGAAACUUGAUGAUAAAACCUUUUCUAUUAGCCAAGGACUUUAUGAUUUCUCUGAUCUCUUCUGUUGUGUAUCCCUUUUUGCUUUCCCAUUUUAAUAACCAAAGGUGCAGAGCAAGAUUGUAGAUUGAAUAUCAUCAUUUCGCUUUUUAACUCAAUAUUUUUUUAUUAUUUUAACUUUUUCAUACUGAAGAGAAUGUGGGGUCAAAAUAAUAAUAAUAAUAAUAAUAAUAAUAAUAAUGAAUAGUGGGGAGUAAUCACUGCCAUUUCUACUUGGUCUACUUUUUUAAAAUACCACUUCUUAUACAUUGGGACAUGGAACCACACUUUAAGAAAGAUUCCUAUAACAUGUAGAGAUGGGGCAUAGGAUUUUGUAAAAAAUAAUAAUAAUAAUAAUGCCUAUGGAGUGUGGCUAGGGAAGGAUGGUGUGUAUAUAGUUGUAAAAUAUUGUUCUAAAUUAUUUAGACCUAUUGUCACCAUUCUUGAAGUCCUCAGUUGUGUUGCUGGGUCUUUUAUAUGCACACAGUGUAAUUUAUUUAAAGGAACAUACACUUUUCCAGGUGGUAGCUCAGCUGUGGACUUGUGACCUGUGUAUAUGUUUUAAGAUCAUUUGAGAUUUGGGUUCUUUGUUUUGUUUUGUUUUGUUCUGUUUUGUUUUGUUCUGUUCGGUUUUUAAAUUACAUUUUAGAAUUUGAAUUGGCUAAUAUCCUGCUGUUGCUACGGGACCUAAACGUUACUGUCAGUCUGCUGUAAAGCACAGAUCGCUCUAUUUAUUGUAGAAAGUGAGAUUAUUUGCUUUCUAGAAUUGUUUAUAUCAGAUGGUAUAAGAGAGGUAAUAAGAAAAUCUAUGCUUGUAAAGAAAAAAAAUGCUAAUUUUACCUACUAUAAUCUGACUGUCUGAGACUAUAUUUUCUCUCUGAGAAAUAAAUGUUCUAAUGUAUAAAAAAAA